AUGGAUGACAUGGAAGACGACGCAAGGUACCCUCCCAAGUCGUUCUCCCUCAAUCGUCAGAACCCCUCUCACCGCCACAAACACCCCGUACGCGCCGCCCCUUACCAUCGUCCAAUGCCCCCGCGCUACGACCAGCCCAUCGUGGAUGACGGCGAUGACGACGAAGAAAACGAACCUGAAGAUUUCGACGAAGACAACGACGAAGGCGAAAACGGCUACGACGAAAACGACGUCGUCGGGUAUCCCCGGAUCCCGAAGAAGCGCAAGGUGGUAGUUGCGCCAGGGUCCUACGAGUUCGCGCCACGUGUCAAGUUCUCGUACGGUUCGCGCGGUUCGGGUUCCUCCGUUGAAGAGUGGAGCGAGCACGAGACUUUCGUGCUGCUGGAGGCGUGGGGGGACAAGUUCCUCCAGCUCGGUAGGAACAGUUUGAGGUCCGAGGAAUGGCACGAGGUUGCCGAAAAGGUUUCGGAGGAAUUGAAGACAGAGAGAAGCGUAACGCAGUGUAGGAGCGUGUUGGACAAGCUGAAGAGAAGGUACAAGAAGGAGAAAACCAGAAUGGAUGAAAUGGGGUUGGGCUCUUGCAAAUGGGCCUACUUCAAGAAGAUGGACAUGUUGAUGGCUUCCUCUGCAAGGCAAGAGUAUGGUCUUGCAUGUGGGGUAGAUUCUGGGGAGUAUGUGUUUAUGAACACAAGGGUUUACUUGAACAGGUCCAAUGGGUUUGAUGAGAUGAGGGACAGUCCAGGGGAGUCUGAGAGUGAUGAUGAUGAUGAGGAAGAGGAGUGUGGUGGUGGGGCUGGGGCUGCUGCGGAGGAUGAGGAGGAUGAGACAUCGUUCCGCGUGUUGGCAGAUUCUAUUCAGAAGUUUGGGAAGAUUUAUGAGAAGAUUGAGAACAGCAAGAGGCAGCAGAUGAUGGAGUUGGAGAAGAUGAGGCUGGAUUUUAACAGGGAGUUGGAGCUGCAGAAGAAGCAGAUUCUCGAGAGGGCGCAGGCGGAGAUUGCCAAAAUUCAGGAAGGGGAUGAGGAGGAUACUGACACUUCGACGGAGAAUCUCAGUGAAUGA
This is a messenger RNA of Sphenostylis stenocarpa, 1059 nucleotides long. NCBI's taxonomy places the organism in Eukaryota, Viridiplantae, Streptophyta, Magnoliopsida, Fabales, Fabaceae. The record is from the annotation of a GenBank genome assembly.